AUGACCAUUACCGUCCAUGCCUCUCUGCUGAGUGGUCAUGGCAUUUCCUUGGCAGCAGAACCUCACUGGGAUGUGGGGUCUUUAUGCCUCAAGGUCCAGCAGGAGCUGGGUCUGAGCCGGAUCAAGGUGGUCACUGCCCGUGGUACAGUCUUGGGCGGCGCCGCCACUUUACAGGAGGCUGGCAUAGAGGAUGGCGAGGCGCUGGGGGUAGUGGUCAAGGACAUAGAGAUUGUUGGCACCUAUGACGGCAGGGCAUUUGCGAUGAUCGGUCGCGACGGUUCUGUUGUGACGUGGGGACAAGACUCUUUGGGCGGCGAUAGCACCGAAGUUCAACAUCAGCUGCGAAACGUGCAGCAGAUCAAAGGAACCAGAGGAGCCUUCGCUGCCAUAUUGGAGGAUGGAUCUGUCUGCACCUGGGGGGAGACGCGCCAGGAUGUGACGUUUGAGGCCGUCUGCCCUGAGCUCCGGGACGUCCGAAAGCUCCAGGCGAGCUUCGGCGCUUUUGCGGCGGUUCGGGGAGACGGAAGGGUGGUUGCAUGGGGUAGCCACAGCCACGGCGGGCGCAUCACUGGAGCUUUGAAGACCAAACUCCAGUUCGUGCGGGACAUCGAAGCAACUGGCCUGGCUUUUGCAGCGUUAUGCGCUGAUGGUUCGGUGGUCGCGUGGGGUCACCAGGACUCGGGUGGCGACUGCCGCGCUGUGGCUGAUCGGCUCCAGGAGGUUUGGAAGAUCCGGUCCACCAUGCACGCGUUCGCCGCCAUCCGCAAAGACGGCACAGUCGUGACUUGGGGCCGCGUCGAUGCAGGCGGCGACAGCAGCGCUGUGCAGACGCAGCUCACUGGCGUGCGGGAGAUUGCAUCGACGGGCUACGCUUUCGCGGCCAUCCGUGACGAUGGCAGCGUGGUGACUUGGGGCCGGAGCGAGCAUGGAGGUGACAGCCGCAAGAUCCAGGAGCACCUUGUGAACGUCAAGCACGUGCAGGGCUCCGUCAGCACGUUUGCCGCCAUAGUGGGUGAUGGCAGCAUCGUGGCAUGGGGAGAUCGACUCAGAUGCCUCGAGAUCAGAUCCGCAGUCUGCGAGUUUAGAGUCAAAAAGCAUUCCCAAGAUCCAGUGAUCUUCCGGCAAGAAUGUCGUAUCACCGGAAAGUACCGAAACGAUCCUGUCACUGCAGACUCAUUUCAGCCACGCCGAUUAGACAUGAACUCUUACAGAUCUGCAAUGUCUAUCAAUGUCGAAGUAGCUUUGCUCAGUGGGAGAAGUGUCGCCCUUCUUGCUGAGCUUGACUGGACCAUCGGCCGCUUGCUGCUCGCGGCACAGCAACAGCUCAGAACUGGCCUGGAUCAGCUUUAUGCACAAGACGGGGAGCUGCUGAACCAGGCGAGGACGUUGGAAGAAUCAGGACUGCAAUCCGGCAAUAUCUUGCAGGCGAGCGUCAGGCCGAAGCGGCUGGCUUCCUCAAGCGCCGACUUCGUUUUGCUUUGUGAGACUGGAUCGGUGGUAGCCUGCAGUGAAGUCUGCCUCGGAAAGACACUGCUUCCACACGGCAGCUUGGUAGAUGUGCUGCACAUCCAG
Messenger RNA from Symbiodinium necroappetens, 1572 nucleotides. The record is from the annotation of a GenBank genome assembly. Lineage: Eukaryota; Dinophyceae; Suessiales; Symbiodiniaceae.